GGGGAGAUCAUUGGUUUUUUUUCGUUUUUUUAACGGAAUUUCAAGGAAACAAUAAACCGCCCGUCCAUCGCGUGACUUUGCAUUCUAACCGAACAAAUGGCCAUUCGAAUAUGUGCGGCGUGCCACACAAAUAAACACGAGCGAAUUUAUAGAACGGGAAAGCCACGUACGUGCGGCACAGGUUAUUCCUUUUUACCGAAACCUUACGAUUUCACGCUCUGUCGAAUAGUCAUCAAGCGAACUCGGCUGAUGCAGAGUGCGCGACUGUGUGAGAUAUUUUCUCUCUUUUUUCAUAAAAAUUGCUUUUGCAAAAAUAUUUACGGAUAAAGUAAAAGCAAAAUUCGUCAAAUAGUGUUUACUAUUAAUUAUCUAUCUAUUCAUUAACAAAGUGUAGAGACAAGAUUAAUGUUUCACGAUAUGCUCGGACGAUAUCUCUUAACUGUUGUUUGAAAUUUUUCUUAUGUAACGAAUAUAUUCCCUUCCCUUCUCUACUCGCUUGUGUUCUACGAGGAAAAAAGGGGGCGAGAAGAAUGAAGGACGGUAAAUGGAACGAUCGGGUGACAUUGAAUGUGGGUGGUAUUCGACACGAGACGUAUAAAGCGACACUGAAGAAAAUCCCGGCGACCAGAUUAUCGCGAUUGACGGAAGCCUUAGUGAAUUACGACCCGGUACUGAAUGAAUACUUUUACGACAGACAUCCGGAUGUUUUCGCACAGGUUCUCAAUUAUUAUCGCACGGGAAAGCUGCAUUAUCCCACGGAUGUGUGUGGUCCGCUCUUCGAGGAGGAAUUGGAAUUUUGGGGUCUUGACUCGAAUCAGGUAGAACCAUGCUGCUGGAGCACGUAUAGCAUUCACCGAGACACGCAAACCACUCUGGCAAUUCUCGAUAAGCUCGACAUCGAGAGCGAGAAGCUCGACGACGAGGAAAUCGCGCGAGCUUUCGGCUUUGAGGAGAAGUACCACGAGGGCACCUUAACCAAGUGGCAGAGAUUACGAUCUCGCGUUUGGAUUCUUUUCGACGAACCAUACUCGUCGUCGACAGCCAAGUGCGUAGCCUGCGCCUCCGUAUUCUUCAUCUGCCUGUCAGUUCUAUGUUUCUGCUUGAAGAGCCACGUGCCGAAAAACAAGCAUCGUGAAGAAUUACUGGAGGAUCGUUGGAACGAUAUCGCCGAUAUCGCUGGUCUCCAUCAAGCAUUUUUUUAUCUAGAACACGCUUGCAACGCUUGGUUCACCGUAGAAAUAGCGCUCCGCUGCCUUGUAAGCCCUAGCCUGAGGCGUUUCGCCGUGUCGCCGGUCAAUGCGAUCGAUCUAGUGGCGACGAUGAGCUUCUACACCGAGUUCCUGGCAGAACCGAACCUUUACCUGGAACUCUUGUCGAUAGCACGCGUUCUACGGCUAUUCAAGUUGACGAGACACUCGCCCGGACUUAGAAUACUCAUCCAUACCUUUAAAGCGUCCGCCAAAGAGCUGGCUUUACUAGUCUUCUUCCUUGUGUUGGGAAUCGUGCUCUUCGCCAGUCUCAUAUUCUAUGCCGAACGCCUGCAGGAAAAUCCCAACAACGAUUUUGACAGCAUACCACGAGGCUUAUGGUGGGCCUUGGUCACCAUGACCACCGUAGGCUACGGCGAUAUGACACCGAAAACUUUCCCCGGGAUGUUCAUUGGUGGAUUGUGCACCCUCGCGGGUGUCCUCACUAUUGCUCUUCCGGUUCCGGUCAUCGUCAGUAAUUUUUCCAUGUUCUACUCGCAUACGCAGGCACGUGGCAAGCUACCGAAACAAAGAAGGAGAGUUCUACCUGUUACUCCGAGACGAACGAGGCCGUCGUGUCAAAGUUACGCCGACAUCGAGGAUCACCAACUUUUGAGGAGUUCAGCUUCCAAGUCACUAGCGAGUUUAACAUCUCGAUCAAGCGCCAGUGGAUUAGAAACACCGAAUACAUGCAUAGCGAUAAACCUGCCGACAAUACGUACAAAGGCAAUUACGAAAUCGAUGAACAUGGGUACUUUAGCCGCAUCAAAUAGAAAUUUUAAUCCAGAUGGAAAAGAUAUAAUCAAUCAACAAAUAUGCCCUCGACAGGAGUUUGAGAACAAAAUGCCAUUUGCGUCUGCUCGUGUAGUUGCUUCUGAUACUUUUACGAUAAUGUCAGAAAACAAGUAUUAAUGUGUCAAUAAAGAAACUAGCAUCUUUUAUUUGAUUAUAAUUCGUUGUAAUAAUUUUGUGUUGUAAUAUUAUUUGCUUAACAUAUUGGAUAUAAUAUUUAUAAAAGAUGUAAUUAAAAAAUAAUGAAACAAAAAAUAAAAAUGAAAAUAAAAAAUCGCUAUCUUUUCUCCUCGAUUGUCGAUAUUAUUUCCAACAUUUGCGCAUCUAUAAGUCAAAUUAAUCCCUUUAAUGACGAGAAAAUUUUCGCAAACAGGUUCGCGUCGUAAGUCCCUCGACGCCAAGUUCGAGGCAAACAAAGGAAGACGACGCGACGUCUCGAGAAAUAUAGUGUAUCCGCGGGGUGAUCGGUAUUAUCUCCGGGUUAUUGAACGUUAAUCCUCUUCUGGCUCUGAAGCGCGGCUAAUGGAAGAGUGUCAGGGUUGUUCUCGCGGGCGUAUAAUUCGGUACGCGGAGAGCUCCGAGGAGCCAAAGGCUGUUCCUGAAAAGGCGUCAGCGCGCAAGCGUAAGCCAUCGACCGGUGGAGAAAUUCGCUUGAGAGUAGCGACGACCCCACUCGGGCCUCGGGACACAUGUACCUUUGUAACCCAUAUGUACUUUGUAACGUACGCCGCGUUUGCGCGACGCUUCGUAUGGUGUCCUUGCACCAGCUCUUUUCUCUUUUUUUAUCUUUUCAUCGAA
Messenger RNA from Formica exsecta, 2837 nucleotides. RefSeq names its product potassium voltage-gated channel protein Shaw-like. The coding region runs from base 531 to 2159 and encodes 542 amino acids. Lineage: Eukaryota; Metazoa; Arthropoda; Insecta; Hymenoptera; Formicidae. The transcript has 6 exons. Gene Ontology annotation, cellular component: axon; voltage-gated potassium channel complex; dendrite membrane. The record is from RefSeq and is a predicted model, not a curated record. Gene Ontology annotation, molecular function: protein binding; delayed rectifier potassium channel activity. Gene Ontology annotation, biological process: protein homooligomerization; potassium ion transmembrane transport.